Molecule: messenger RNA, 1261 nt
Organism: Exophiala viscosa
Lineage: Eukaryota; Fungi; Ascomycota; Eurotiomycetes; Chaetothyriales; Herpotrichiellaceae
Product: NADP-dependent alcohol dehydrogenase
Exons: 2
Coding region: 161-1162 (333 amino acids)
Biological process (GO): alcohol metabolic process
Molecular function (GO): alcohol dehydrogenase (NADP+) activity; zinc ion binding
Source: RefSeq, a predicted model, not a curated record
GCAAGUGGAACGCCAGGCGAAGGAGAGACGACGACAUGCAUGGCAGAUGUGAUAUAUAAAAAGACCGAUCUUUCCCUGAUGGUUCAAACCGAUGGAGUAAUCCUACUCCAGACUCAAGGCAACUAUCCAUCCACUUGAACAAGAAUUUCCCAGAGGAACCAUGGGCAUCGAUUUCACAGUAUUCAAAGGUUCCAACACCGGCGACAUCGUCGAGGCCAAGGGACACCGUGAUGUCGGCCCGACCCAAGCCCUGAUCGAGCUCACGCAUAGCGGAGUAUGUGGUACUGAUGAGCACUAUCGACAUAACGAUCAGGGGCUGGGCCAUGAAGGUGUUGGCAUCAUCCGCGAAAUUGGAUCCAUGGUGCCACAAAUCUCGGACUUGAAAGUGGGUGACCGUGUUGGAAUGGGAUGGAUGCAGAAGUUCUGUGGUUACUGCAAGCCCUGCAUGACUGGACAACACUUCAAGUGUCAAAACUCUGAGCAGUUCGGUACGGCGAACUUGGACGAGGGUUGCUUCGGAACAGGGAUCGCCUGGGAUGUAUCGGCUCUUUUCAAGAUCCCAGAUGAAAUCGACUCUGCAUCUGCAGGCCCGUUGAUGUGUGCUGGUGCAACGGUUUGGGGCCCAUUAUAUGAACAUGGAUUCAAGGCUGGAGAUCGAAUCGGCGUUGUGGGCGUUGGAGGCCUCGGGCAUCUGGCUAUCCAAUUUGCAAACAAGAUGGGCAUGGAGGCGGUUGUGUUUUCCGGCACCGAGUCGAAAAGGGAAGAAGCAUUCAAGCUUGGAGCGAACGAGUUCCACGCAACCAAAGGAGUUGCAGAGCUUCAAGGCAUCAAACCUGUUGACUCCUUGCUCAUCACGAGUUCGAUUCUGCCAGAUCUGUCACUGUACAUCCCAGUGUUGGCCCCGUUCGCCAAAAUCUUCCCGCUUACCAUCAGCUUCGACGCGAUGCCUGUGCCAGUACUCCCGUUGGUACUUUACGGAUAUAGCAUUGUCGGAUCAGGAGGUGCCCAUCCUCAAUCAGUCAAAGCCAUGUUGGCAUUCGCUGCCAAAUAUGGCGUCAAACCUAUCGUAGAGAAGUUUCCCAUGACCAAGGAGGGGGUAAUAGAGGCCAUGAAGAGGUUGAACGAUGGGAUUAUGAGAUAUAGAGGUGUUGUAGAGGUGUGAGGGUCGGAAGGCUCAAUACAUUAACCGUGGAUUCCGGGGAGGUGCCUGAAACUCCGGGGCAAACUCCGUUCUUGGCUUUUAUUCUUGCGCCGGUCCCCG